This is a messenger RNA of Camelina sativa (false flax), 1425 nucleotides long. RefSeq names its product transcription factor MYB16. The record is from RefSeq and is a predicted model, not a curated record. Lineage: Eukaryota; Viridiplantae; Streptophyta; Magnoliopsida; Brassicales; Brassicaceae.
UAACUUCUCUAGACCCCAUUUGUUAAUAAAUGCUCAUCCAUGUGAAAGAGCCGGGAAAAAAGGGAUUCAUUUGUUGUGUGUGUUUGUCUAUCUCUCCUCUAUAUAUCAACCUUCAUCACUGAGAUAUGCUUCACUUGUAACAUUUCCACAACUGUAGCCAAAAAGAGCAAUCCUUUGUGCUCUCUCAUGGUGAUGAUUAUGUGAUGUAUGAGACAGACACAGCUUACUAACUUCUUAUUCUUCUUUCUUGUUCUGUUAUAAGAUUAUAGUACUUUUGGUUUUUUUUUUUGGAAAAAUGGGUAGAUCACCCUGUUGUGACAAAUUGGGUUUGAAGAAAGGACCUUGGACACCAGAAGAGGAUCAGAAACUUUUGGCUUAUAUUGAAGAACAUGGUCAUGGAAGCUGGCGUUCAUUGCCUGAGAAAGCUGGUCUCCAUCGAUGUGGAAAAAGUUGCAGACUCAGAUGGACUAACUACCUAAGACCUGACAUCAAAAGAGGCAAAUUCAACUUGCAAGAAGAACAAACCAUUAUCCAACUCCAUGCUCUGUUAGGAAACAGAUGGUCUGCAAUUGCUACUCAUUUGCCAAAGAGAACAGACAACGAGAUCAAGAACUAUUGGAACACUCAUUUGAAGAAACGGUUAGUUAAAAUGGGGAUUGAUCCAGUGACACAUAAACCCAAAAACGAGACUCCUUUAUCUUCUCUUGGCCUAUCCAAGAACGCAGCAAUACUUAGCCACACGGCACAAUGGGAAAGUGCAAGGCUUGAAGCUGAAGCAAGGCUAGCUAGAGAAUCAAAGCUUCUUCACUUACAACAUUACCAAACCAAAGUAUCAUCUCACCAUCAUCACCAUCAUCAUGGAUUCACUCACAAGUCACUGUUAACCAAUUGGACAACAAAAACAAACGAAGAGUACAAUGCAGAACAACAACAGCUUGAUGAAUCACCGACAUCUACGGUGUCAUUCUCUGAGAUGAAGGAACCAAACCCGACGAAGAUAGAGUUUGUCGGAUCAUCCACGGGUGGUCUGAGUCUGAUGAAAGAACCUGAAAACAACGAUUGGAUCAGUUCAACGAUUCACGAGUUCGAAACUACGCAGAUGGGGGAAGGUAUUGAUGAAGGGUUCACGGGUCUUUUGCUAGGGGGAGAGUCAAUGGACAGGAGUUUCUCCGGCGAGAAAAACGAGACGGCCGGGGAGAGUAGUGGUGGUGACUGCAACUACUAUGAGGACAGCAAGAACUAUUUGGACAGCAUUUUUAACUUUGUUGAUCCUUCACCGUCCGAUUCACCACCUAUGUUCUGAAUCAAAGGGUUCGAGAUAUUAUUGUUGGGAAUGUUUUUGAUUCUUUUUAGUUUAUAGUUUUUUGUGCUUAAACACUGAUUAGACCAAUUUUAGACUAAUCCAGUCUUAGCUUUCUUCUUUAA